Porites lobata is the source of this 33342-nucleotide messenger RNA. The record is from the annotation of a GenBank genome assembly. NCBI's taxonomy places the organism in Eukaryota, Metazoa, Cnidaria, Anthozoa, Scleractinia, Poritidae.
AUGCCGCCAGGAAAAUCGCAGAGGAAAGUUCGUCCUUCGACAGCUUCGGGGGCAUUAGAAACUCAUGAGCUUGUUGACUUACUAGACGAACUAAGACCCGCUACUGCACCGGGAAAAAAUCUUCUGGGACUCGAUCCAACGUACAUUACUUCAAGACAUCAUGUUCCAGGGGUUCCGAUUACUUCGAAGUUGAGAGGAAGGCAGGUUUUUGGCGGAAUACCGGAGAAUGAUCUUAAAGGUACUCAGGGAAGAAGAGCAACUUUAGGUGGCCUUGAAGAUGUUGAGGAACAUGAAAAGCCAAAAAGACCGAGCACGGCUGUUGGAGUUUCCAAGCAAGUCAAGGUAAUUUUGUGAGCUUUUACAAUGUAGUUUGCUGUGAAGCAACGCGGUCCGGAACGAUCGAGCAAAAGGUUGGAUUGUUGAAAUUUAAUCUUUCCCCGUAUGUUUCACUACCUUUGCGGACAGCUGUGUUAGUUAGUGGAAAAAAUAAAGUUUGCUUUCAAAGACAUACAGUUUGACACUUCUUUAAAACAAUUCAUAAUCGAGCCUUUGUAAUUUUAGCUCACAUACUCACCUCUUAAAUAAUGGAGCGGUUUGAAUCCCUUAAUUGAAGAAAACUUGAUGAAUUUGGAAAUUUGUUUCCCUUGUAUUGAAUGAAUACCUCUGAUUAAGACGCUCAAGAUCACGUUAAAACUUUAACUUUGUACUGAAGCAACAGACUGAAAGGUUAAUCGUAAGUUUUAUACUGUAUUAUAGUUAAUCGAUAUAUUAAGCUUAUGUUUAUUUUACACUAACAGUGUUUCAGCGGAAUUAGAAAAAAAGAAGUCUUUAAUACAUAAAGUAGAAUCUUUUUAAAAAAUUGAUUUGCUGUUAGCUAUGAAAAAUGCUUAAAGUAUUCAGUUGUAAAUGUGGUAAGUAUUUUCAUUCAUUACAAAUUUUUGUAGUCAAUUAAUUAUCUCAACUUGAAAAGCUUAAGUAAUGAUUAAAUUGUUGUCAAUAAUGCUAAUGAGGCCUCAUGGCAUCUGAACUGGAAGAUAAACAGACUGUUAAUGAAACAGAAUGUCCUGGGGGCGGGGGCGGGGGGUUACUUCCUCGUAAUAGGCUAAUGGGGAUGUGCUGCUGGAUGGGGGUGCAUUUUCACGGCUGGAUUGACUGUAAUGGGGUUGCAUUUUCAUUAGAGCUACUAGAAUGGGAUCAUACAAAUCCCGACCAAUAUGCGACAAAAAACUGCACAAAAUAUAAAAUAAAAUUGAAUAGUUGUACGUGAAGACGUGCAAGAUAAAUCUCAACAUAAAAAUGACAAUCAAUUAGCAUACAUUUUAGAGAGAAUUUGUCCUCUCAGAACACUAAAAAUAAAAUUUCGGAGCUUCAAGACAUAAAAAAUUUAUCUGGGGGAGCAUGCUCCCAGACCCUCUAGCAGCUCAUGCCUUGGGCACUGGCGUGAUUCAUUUGGUGGCACAUGUCAGUCUAUUAAGCAAACUAUUAAAGCUUCCGUCUUGUGGUUUCUUUCCUCUAAUCUUUCUCUGGGGUAGUGCAGUUACUGUUUUUUUUUUCACAAGUGCCCAUCCUUCACAGAAUAGUUAUUUAUUCUUGUGUUCCUUUAUUUUAGCUUGAAGACAGAAUUACUCUGGACCACCUGAAUAAAAUGAGACAGGCUUUUGAGGUAUUUGUGCAUAUAGUUCUAACACAUUAAAAUAUUAGGUGUUAUGACAUCAUUGACUUAAGUUACUGCGCUUUUCACAAACAUGCGAAUUCUGAAGUUCAAAAGCCAACUGACGAUUGGGUUUUUUGCUGCUGUCAAUCAUCUUAACAGAACUGUUAGGAGACAAAACUUUACUUUAAUGCAUUCAAAAGGUCAUCGUUUGUGAUUUGUGAUUGGUGGAUUUUGAUCUGUUUUGUGUGUUUCUGUGUUUCAAGGUUCGUUGGUAGUGAUCGUAAUUAUGAUUGACGGCAGCGAAAAUUGUGAAGGUGUCUUUUGAACUUUAGAGUUCGCAUGUUUGUGAAAAGGGCAGUAAGUACUGUGUAAAUAGUACAAAAAAUUGCUUUUCUGUUAUUUACCCCUUCGCUGUCAACCCUAUUGAGAAGUCCAGUGCCAAUGCAAAUUGACCCUUUUUUUUAGAAUUAGACACUAAUGACCUUAAGUGCGAAUAACACCCAAGCAUUAACAACUAAAACAACAAGUAUAAAUUUUCUAAAACUGCAAAAAAAUAUUCUUAUUCCCAACUUGUGCAAAAUAUUGAUUUUUGAUCAUGAGAGUCAAUGUUUUCAUCCUCCUCAUUUUGCUGAAGAGUUUGUCUCAAAAUCUCUCAAAUAGCUCUUUUUAUUGGAAAAAUUUUCCUUACCAGAAUCAUUCCAUAUCUCAAUCAUUAAAUACAUGUGGAGCAGUUUGGUAUUUCCCCAUUUUCAAAAUUGAUCAGAAAUCAAAACUAAGAGAGUUAAAUAAUUCCAGGGCUGUGUUUGUUGAUUGACAGGAGGCAGAUUCAGAUGGCAAUGGAACACUUGAUCUGGAAGAGUUUAAAGAUGUCAUUACUAACUUGUUUAAUGUUAAAUUCAAGGUUGGUUCUUCAUUUGAUUAUUGUUCAUUCUUGUAGUCCCAGGGCACCGUGAGGUCAUAAUUUUGUUCCAAAUAUUUAAGGUAAAAAUUAUAUAGUUUAGAUAAGAAUAGCGGCAUACCUCUGGGCAUUACUCUUACCAAACCAGGUAGAAACUCCGCAAGCAUUUGAAAUAAUUGUCCAUAAAAUUCAGAUUAUUCUGCUUGAACUGGUUUGGUAAGUGUUCUUAGUACCCUGCGCGACUCUCCUGUUUGUUUUGUAAAACUCACAACUUCACCUGGAAAAAGCUGCCUUUCGAUAUCUGAGGAAGGUAAUUAUUAGUCAAGCUUACUUAAGCAGCGAGACUCUGUGUUUCCUUUUCCUUUUUCUUGUGUGCCCACCAAAAGGGGGAUCAUGGUCCCAGGUGUCCCCAGUGGCGACCGUGGAAACUGGUGAUAAAUAUCGUAAUCCGAUGUGCAGCAUGUAUGUAUUCAAAAGAUGUCGGGCUUUUCCGGAAUGGGUUGGUCCAUAAAUUCUAUUGCUUGAAAGCGUUGUUUAUUUUGGAACAAGUGAAUACUUCAAUGUUUUAUGAGCAAAACGUCAGCAAAACUUCGAUGGUGAGGCCAACUGGUCGGGUGUUGUAAACUUUCAUUGUAUGCAAAUGAGUCUUGCGAUGAGCAAGCAAUUUUUUUGGUGGUGAUUGAAAUGAGGUGCCAUGUUCAUCACAUUUUUGCUCUUUGGUAAUGUGACAUAAAAAGUGAAUAUCCUGAAGAAUGCUUGACCGUCUAUAAAGUAGGAUAUGAAAAACCUUUAGCAAGGAAAUUUUGUUUCGUGUAGAAUUAAUCGCCCUCUAAUUCCUUCUUCAAGCUUGACUUAAUGCUUUUUUAAAGAGCAUUCUUGUUAGAAAAAAUUUUGUUGAUCCUGUUUCAUUAAUGAUUGGAAGGUUAAUAUCCAAAACAAUACAAGCUGCAGCAGAGCUGCCAGUUUAUUGAAUUUUCCUUGACUUCAAAAACAUUUCUAAUCAUCGGGGGUGUUCUGAAGGUUAGGUUUUUGGAGUCAAGCCCCAAGGGACACCUUGAUUUUAAAUUCUCUCCUUAAUUUUUCAUAAGAAGAAAAUUGACUUGAGAAUCCAGCACUUUAUCUCUGGCACUUUUUCCUUUCAGUAAUUAUUGAAAGCAACCUUUGGGUUGUAUAAUUAUUAUCCAGAGCCUUUUUUUUUGGCAAUGAAAAUUUGAGCUAAAUGUUGAAAACUUAGGCUCGGUUCAAAUGUCGAACUUUACGUGUGCUGAACCUAAUUAUUAGGCACGUGUAAAGUUCGACAUAUGAACCGGGCCUUAUUUUUAUUCCAUUGUCUUUACAUAUUUUUUAUUUGGAAAUUAUGAACAAUAUAAAUUUGCUCAAGUGAAGUGGAGAGUAGUUUUUCUUUUUUAUAUGGCACCUCCCAAUAAGAAACUGAAAUUUUCUUUAAAUUUUCUGCGUUUUAAUGUUAAACAAAAAUUGCAAUGGAAAGCUUGCCUAAUUUGACUCAAAAUAAACAAAAUUAGAUUUAGCAGGUGAUUCAAGUGGAGAUCUUGUAUUAGUUAUUGAUUUUGGUAAGUACUUAACAGAGAAACCUUUGUCAUUUAUUUAACAAGUAGGUUUAUUAACUUGUUUCUGUGAGCUUUCACGGGAAAUUGUGUGAAUUAUUUCCAUCUCAGUUAUAAAUUUAAUAUAUUUGGUACCCUGAUAAUAGAGUGAAGAUCAGGUCACAGCUUUGUUCAUGAAAAUCGAUUCUUCUUCAGAUGGGGAAAUCAACUGGGUAAGUUUCAUGCUCCAUUAUUGCUUAGUCGUAUACUUCUACAUCUACGGGCACUCUAAACAGGCAAAAUAUCCUGUGAUUGUCUUGCUUUUACAUAGAUUUGCUCUAUUGCUCAGUUAAAUAAUGGAUUCUUUCUAUUUACAAUUUCUGUGUUAACUGUUUCUAUGGUAAUGCUGGUUUUGUUUAACAGCUUGAAUUACAGUUUAGUUUUUUGAGUCAACUGCAAUUUUAAGCACACCUGGCGUGUUUUUUUUUGUUGUCACCUAGUUUAAUUUUCAAUAGGAAAAUGUGUUUCAUAGUUAUGUAAAUUUGAUCAUUAGUUGGGAGAUAAUUCUGAAAUCUCAACUGAAUUUUUUGGUGGUUCAAAUGUAUUUGAGUCUAGGAAAAUUAAUGGCUAACCACGAAUUGACGGUAUUCAUAAUUUAUUAUUUUAUACAUGUAAAAAAUGAGCAAUAAUGCUUUGUUUGAAGGUGUGCUUUAGAUAUUCAAGAAUGUUUCAGCAGAUUUUGUUUUUACUGCUCAUGCUUUUGACAAUGUAUGGUUUCUUUGCAUUCCAAAUUUUGUUUAUUUCUAAUAAUUUUAAGAUAUUGUUUUAAAUGAACUCUGUUCCCCUGUGAGAAAAGUAACAUCCCAUGAAAUUAAGUCUUUUAUUUGGAAGCUACACUGUACAUGUACGUUACUGAGCAUUGUGGCUGUAGCAAGAUUAUUAAACUUAACUGUUGAAUUCUAAAUCAUGACUCCAGGUGCAGGAGAGUGAAGCUUGUCUUGCUGUGAAAUUUUAAAGAAUAUUCUAUCCUUGAUAAUAAAUUUUGCUGUGUUGGCCUUUUAACUUUUUUUUUCAUUUUUGUUAGGUUUGAAUGCUUAAUUUGAAGCCUUGCUCACUGUAAAAAUUAAAAAUUUGAGAAAUGGAAAAAAAAGCAAAAUAAACAGUUGUACAUGCUUAAAGAAGGGCUUCUGCUAGAAAUUUUGUUCAAUUGAUCAGAUUAAGAAAUCAUGUUGAGGUUAUUUUGAUAAAAAAUGCGUAAUCUGGAAAUACAGGCCAUCUGAUAUUACACGAUGGUACGAUUUCGCACAAUUGACCUCAAAUCGCAUCCGAUCGCUCAAUUUGAGGAAAAUCGCAUAAUUUGUAAAAAAAUGCUGAAUUCAAGUAAAGUAAAGAAUGAAUUCUAACUUCAAUUAAACAUUUCCCCAAUCUUAAUGUUAUUUAAGGUGAUUUACCACUAAGGAAAGUCUUGCAAGACAUCUGAAACCUUCGAUCGCGGUAUCUUGGCCGCCAUUUUGACUUCAGAGACAAGCAGUGUGGUCAACGGUGUAACGGCAUCAUGUAAUAUUAAGCAAGUGUCCUUUUUUUCCGGGUCAAAUUAAACUAUUAUGUUUUAAAAUAGAUGUUUUAUUAUUCCUUUACAUUCAAAUUGCUUGUUAAACGACAUUAAAGUGGUUUUUCUCCUUUGAAACCUGGUAAAACGACGUAAAUUCGCCCUGAAAAAAUUGCAUAAUUUAUCGCAUAAUGGUCCUAUCUUAUCGCACAAUCUACCCUGAAAAUAAUAUUAUUGCACAAUUUCUGAUUUUUUAUCGCAUCCUAUCAGAUGGCCUGGAAAUAGUAACAAAACGAAUGCACAGCCUCUGAUAAUCUUAAAUGUGAUACUGAAUAAUUCAUCUUCUGCAGAGAAAAUGCUUAAUUGACCACAUUCAACUCCAUACAGUGUAAUUAAGACCUUUUCUUCUGCAUAAUGUGACCUUUGGAAAUCUAUUUAUACCAUGUUAGGAUGAAUUCUGUACAUUUAUGCAGCUGGAGUAUGCAGAGAAGGAAGAUUCAUACUUAAGAUCAAAAGAGGUAAAAUACAAUAAUAUUUCAAUAGUUAUAAGAAGGAGGUAUACAUCACUGCCGCCACGGGGUAACAUGUUGCAAAUUGGCCAGUGGUUAGGGUACAUAGUUAAAGAAAUUAUAAGCUUAAUUCUUCCGUACGUCGAGCUGAUUAUGUAACAACAACAAAGUUUACCUUAAAAAUUUUCAAGAUGGCUUGCAAGUCCUUUCAGAGUAAGUUUUCAAAACCAUUAGCAGAUUCUUUGCGCGUUUGAAGAGCUUUUACACCUCUUAACACCUUCGCAAGUCCAUAACAGACCAUUACGGGCCUCAAGUGAAUCCUACAACAAGUGGCUUUCCAUUGAACAACAACAACAACAGCAAAUUGAUUAAUGAAUCCGGGUAUUUGUGCAGCUCUGAUUCAGUGGAGGAAGAAAACGAAAUUGAAGAGCAAUCAGGUCGACCAAUCCAGCGUCAAAUUCCACAGUCAGAGCGAGGGAAAGCAAAAACAGUACUUGUUGAGAAUAAUUUAGGCACAGUGUCCUUCCCUUUCAGAUUUUUGAUUCAACUAAGUUUGCAAAUGGCACACACGUCCUGUGAUUUUCUCUUGGUUUACUGGAAGUUACAUUAAAACCCGGUCAUUUUGUAAUAUUUAAAAUGAAAUUUACUAAAAUUCAGUUGUAAUAACCAAACAUUUGGAGUUUAAAAAAAUUUAAUAAAACAAUUAUUCCAUUCACACUUGUACGAUAUGAGAUAGUUAUAGCCAGCUCGGCUCUACGAGCCUUGUUGUUGGCUAUUUACCACCUCAUAGCCCGCUCAUGGAAUAAUAAUUAAUGAGAGGUCAUAAAGCUUUCCCUGUGUUUCAUGCAGAGCAAGUAAUUAUCGGGUUACCUUGCGGUCAAGGUCAACCUUCCAGAAUUUGGAAGGUACAAUUUGAUUGGCUAAGCUUGGAAAAGGAAUGUUGUUUUCGGUUAAGCAGGCUUUUGUGGGGAGGGACGAAAUACGAGCUCCCCUAAAAACUCCUGCGUGGGAGGCUAAUAGUCACCCUUUGAUUUGAUAAACGAGGUUGUUAUCAGCCAUUUUAAUCAUUCAUCAGAGCAUGAUUGAUCUACGAGCAAACUUUGUUAUUGAUGCAGAAACAUUAUUUUUCAAUUAUGUCUUCCUGUUUUUAGACUGCUUUUGCUCUACCAGCUAUCAUUGCCAUGAGUGAGAACUCUAACUCUUCACAGAGGGAACAUGUUAUACGACUGUGUAACACAGCAGAUAACAACUUCCUUGUGGUUAGCAAGGUACUGAACAGUAAUGAGGCCUUCUAGCUGUUUCAUUCCCUUCCUACUUGUUGUUUUUACUGGGCAACUUGAAAUCUUAGUGAGAUUCCUGUGUCACUGUCAGCAUUUUUACUAUUUUUUAAUAAUUAUUGCAUUUCAGGGCUCCAAGCUCAAUUUUUUUCGAAGUUGCCUGUUGGUGACUUUUAAAAAGUUUUAAAAUGGUCACCAGACUUAAAAAAAUUGGUCGCCAUUAAAAAAAAACACUUGGUGUAAUUUUACAUGAAGGUUUAUACCACUGACCACAUUGAUUACUGGUACUCCAUGUUUUGCCUAAAGCUUUUUCAUGCACAUGACUGCUGGACAUAGGUUGCCAAAUUGGUGACUUUCACUGCAAGUUAAGUCGCCAAUACAUAUAUUGUUUUACUCGCACUGGCAUGCAAAAUGGCCACAGCUUGGAGCGCUGUAUUUGCAAUUUUCCUUGUUACUGUUGCAGUUUCACCCAUCUUCAUUUGGUUUGUCACCCUUUCAUCUGUCUUAUGUCACUGUUUCAAGGCCAUGUCGCUUGUUGUAAUUUUACUGUGAAAGGGCGUCAUGAGUAAUGAACCUGUAGUGGUGUGGUGAAGAGUGAGUACAUUCUUGGUGUAUGGACUGUCCUGUCCAAUUUUAGAGUCUCACAAAAUAUUAACCAAGUAGGGUUGUCAAAAGUAGCUGGCUGCAAAUGAAAAUCGGCACCUACUUGGUUAAUAUUGGCCGGCUACUCUGCUAGGCAUUUCUUUACAGAUGGCGUUUUUUAAAUGAAAUAUCCCUGGACUGGCCACUUAUUUUGAUGACUCAGCCGUCUAUUUCAAAACUUUCUGACAACCCUGACCAAGUAUUAAGGAACGAUCAGAAUUAGAGUCUGAAUUAAGGUCUUGAUUGAAUUUGGACUGUCUUUAGGCCUGGAAGUUUGAAAAUAGAUUGUGUGGCCUUGAAGUCUUGCAAAACUCCAUAUUGGCCAUAUAUAAUAAUGUUUACAUUUACUGUAUAUAACAUUUGUGAUCCACAGCUGUGAGUCUUAUGCCUUCAUCAUAGUGUCUCCCUUAGCAUCAGGGUUGCUGCUGAUCAGUUGACAUUACUCAUAAUCAUCAGCAUGUGAUCAUUAGUUCCCAGCUAUCAUGUUCUUUUACAAUUUCAUCGUAGACACUGUAUUUAACACAGUUUCAUGUCAGUAAUAGGUAGAAACCACCCUCCCAGGUCAAUUUGAUUUAACUGUAAUUUCUUUUGCAGGAUGGACUUGUCUCUUUUUGGUCUCAGAACAUGGAAUUUAAAAGGAUGAAGCAAGCAGUGCAUGUAAGUUAACAAAGUCGUUAACUUUCGUGGUACACUGAUUAAACAAACAAACAACAAUGUAUUUAUUAACAGAACUAUAAAGUUUACAAUACUCUAUGCCCUGCAAAUAGCUUGUGUUCCGUUUAAUUCUAGGCAGGACAAAACUUUAAAUAAAGGCAAUAUUAAAUUACUUGAGAAAAAAGGAGAAGAAAAGAAAUACAAUAACAUACAGAAAGAAACAACUGAUUUUUCACUUUUGAGUAAUAUGGCUUUCAACUUUUUUUUAAAUUUAUUUUGUUGCUUAUUUUUCAGGCUGAGAGCUCAACCAAGAAAACAAAAUGGAUUACAGAUUUUGUGCUUAUGCCUCAAUUCACUAAAUUUAUUAUUUCAACUGGGUAAGUUUCUGUAGGUAAUAACUGUCUAAAUCCAGUUCUUAAGUGUUCAAAUUUGUCAAAAAAGUUGCAUUAAUUUUUCACCGUUAUCAUUAUUUUUCAAGAUUCACCUGGUAGAUAAUAGCAUUAUACACUUGUGCAUGUAGAUUACUUAACAGCCAUGAGCUUUCAAGAAAUGCUAUAACGUCUUGUUUAUUGCAUUUUUUUGUUUAGGGAUAGGGAAAUUCAGUUCUUUGAAUUAUCAACAUUUGAGCCAUACUGUCAAAUCACUGGAUUAGAGACAACUCCUUUGAGACUAGAUUAUUGGUAAGAAAAUGAAAAAAGCCAUGCCCAUUUGGCAGUAACUGAUUCUUAAUGGUGGUAUUAAUAAAUUAUACAUCUGGCCGGGUAAUUAGUUUGAUUUUACAAAAUUAUUUUAAUUAAGUUAUUAUUGAUUAAUAAAGUUUCAGUUUUUUUCUUUGUAUCCUGGCUUGUGCAAGUUGGGGCCAGCAAGUGGAUUCAUAAUCAAACUGGACAAAUCAAUCCCUGCUUUACAGACACCCACUUGAUAUAGACACCUCAUUAUCACAGACAGUUUUCCUUGUCCCUAACCCUAGUCUCCCACGCAAGCGUUUUUAGGGGAGCUCGUAUUUUGUCCCUCCCACACAAAAGCUCCACUAAAAACGCCUGCGUUGGAGGCUUCCCUAGCCCUUCCAGUUUCUCUAAAUUUAAUCUGCUUAUUACAGACACCUGUUAUUACAGACACUUUCUGUGGCCCCCUUAGUGUCUGUGUUAACAGCCCUUGUAGAAUCAGACACUAUGUAGAAUCUAUGCAAAUGCUAUGUCACAAAGCUAUGCAAAACCUAUGUUAAUCACUCAUACAUUGCUUUAACCAGAUCCUAUGUUGUUUCUAUGCCAGGACUAUGUUUUUUGUAUCGAAAAUGCUAUGUUUUCGCUAGUCAAACGGAACCUAUUUAAAAGCUAUGCAGUUUUUAAAGGUAGGAAUAAAGGAAGAAAUGACAUAGUUUCCACAUAGCCUAUACAUACAGUUUACUUAGCUUGUGGAAAGAGAUUUUAGACUUCAUAGUCAACCUCAUAGAAAAAUCAUAGAAAAUAAAUAGCCUUCACAUAGGACUGAAAUAGAGUUUACAUAGUAAAAUUGAACAGGGAACAGUUGAUUAAAUAGCUUUUGAAUAGGGUUUGCUUAGAAUUUAGAUAGCCUAGAAAUAGAAAAAACAUAUGAAAAACAUAGCCUUUUUAAAGGUGACAUACACUUUGCAUAGCAUUAAAAUAGGGAAAACACAGAACAAAUAGUCUUUGCAUAGGUUUGAAAUAGGAUUUUAAUAGUAUUUGAAUAGGUAAAACAUAUCACAUACACAAGCUUUAACUAGAGUUCAAACAGAAAUUACAUAGAAUUGACAUAGUCUCUUAUGUAUGUUGGUUUCGAUCUGCUUAAGCAAAUGUAGUCUUUUAAAUACGUUCGUAAAAAUCACCAAAAUAGUAAAAAUAGUAAAAAAUAUGAAUUAGAAUACCUUUUACAUUGGUAAGAAAUAGGUUUUGAAACGAAAAAUUGAAAAACUAUGGCAAUAUAAUACCACGAACACUAAUAGUAACACAAAUGCAGUAUUUUCAUGGAGGUUUCAGAAUCGAAACCCCUUGUUUAAGUUUGCUUAUCGUGUAGACUUUUUGCUGAUGUCGUGCUCUUCAGUGCCAUACAGUUUCCUUUUGACUGCAACGAAUAAGUAUCUGCAAACAGAAAAGUGGAGAUUUUAAGGCAAAUGAACAUAAAAACAACCUGACGUUUUAGAAUUGAAACGAAGGAGUAUCAAAGCGUGAUCGACCGAUCCUUGUUCAGAUACGCGAAAAGGGGAGACAACACAGGCAAAUUGAAACUUAAUUGAGAAAAACAUCACUUACCAACGUUAGGAAUACUUUUUGUUGAACCUGGUAGGAAAAAGACCGUAAAUUGAAGUAAAAAGAAGCGUCUUCUUGUAAAAACGAACGCAAUACAGCUCGUCUUCUUUGACUUGAAAGCGCCCGCGUGGAGACAGACAAUUUUCACACCUUUUCAUUGGUUGAAAAGGCCCAUGUGACGAUAAAACGCAAAAUACGCAUGUGUUGAACUCACGGGCUUCCCUGGGAACUAGUGGAAACAAAAUGGCUGACAAACAUCCACCGAGGCAGGGAGCGUUUCGCAGUUUUGACCAUGCAGUUAUAUUCAGGAGACGUCCACAAUCAAGACGAAGGAUCGAACCCAAUGUAAAAGAAGAAAAUGAUGCAUGGAAGUAUCAUUUCAAGUGAAGAACUCAAGGGAAAAGCUAGAAAGGAAAGUUAAGACAGGGAUGAUGGAUGUAGCGAUUCAAUGCUUAACAAAAGUCUUCUCACUAAGAAACUAUCUGCAAGCACAAAAGAAAAUUGUAGUACAUGAUUUUUCAGUGUUUUAGUUUAAAACACUGCUUUUUACUUUGGAAGUAUGCUUAGCCUUCUGUAAGCGCUACUAUCAACAUAGUCACUUAAAAGCUAUGUUGGAAUAUCACAUAGGAAACGCAUAGACUACAUAUAUUUUUCAUAUGAGUGACAUAGGAAAAAAUAUGUUUAUGUAAAAGCUAUGUAGCCGUUAUCUCAUGAUAAAGCUAAAUGAAAAUGUCACAUAGUGAAUACAUAGGCUGCAAAUAUGUUUCAUCACGUAGCAUAGAAUAUACAUAGCACUAUGUAAAAGCUAAGAAACUUGUUGGAAAUAAAAGUGAAGAUCGAAAUGCUAUGUAAAAGCUAUUUUACUUUGAUGCAUAGUGAAUACAUAGGAUGCUAAUCGGAAGGAAAAGCAAAACUUUCUAUUGCAUAGUAAAUACAUAGCUAUGUUAAGACUAUGAAAAGAUUUUGAAUAGUAUUUGCAUAGGUAUUCAAAAGCUAUGUGCUUUUCGAAUAGCCUAAACAUAGUUUCAACAUAGAUUUUGCAUACUUUGGACUAUGUUGUUUGGUGUGUUACAUAGUUAAUACAUAGGCAGUAGUGAAGAUAACAUAGCUGAAACAUAGUCCAACAUAGUAAACAAAUAGCAUGAGCAUAGGUUUUGCAUAUGUCUGGUUCUACAAGGGAGGGUUUGAUUGUUAAAACAAAUGUCUGUCUUGGAAGGGCAGAAAAAAGAAGAAAAAAGAAAAAAAUCAGUUCAAUUUGUUUCAAAGGCUGAUAUUAUUGCCAUCAGAAUUAAUCAGACUGCUAGCAUUAUAUGUAAUCAGAUUUGUUUUAAUGCACAUAUUUGAAAAAUGAUGUUUGCAUUUAGGUCCCACAAAAAUAUAUGUAUCUAUAUUUCUUUAUUUGUUGUUAAGCACUGCAAUAGUAAAGAAUCUACACUCACUGAUGCUGUUUCAUUAUUUAACUCUACAGCUCAACUGGACCAGAUGAGUGUAUAAUACUUUAUGGGGACAGUCAGGUACAUGUAUAAUUUUGCUUCUGUUGAUUCUGGUGAAUUUUGUUCUCAUUGCCAUUAAUUGAUUUGGUCAAAGUCUUGCGUCAAGUCCAGAAAUGACAAGGAUAGCAAAGAUAGCUUUUUGUACUUUUUGUGCAAAAACAAAAAGAACAACAACAAAAACAACUAUAACUAAAACAAAACGAUUCAAGACAAAAUACCUAUAAAACAGUACCAACAGCUAGUGGCAAAUAUUUUAAUUUUUUUUGGCCACUUUUUUUUCAGGGAUGUGUAAAUAUUUUUAUGAUGAGUUCUGUUGGAGAAACAUUGAGGUAUGAAACUUAAUUUUCCAGUAUAAUACAAAAAUAUCAAAGUCACCCAUUACUUUUCUCUUUAUAAAUUAUAACAGACAGUUGAAUGAUACAAUUUAUUUGAAAAUUUUGUCUUGCUGAAUAGUUGUCAUAAUUUUCCAGGGAGAUUACAUGUAGUGAAGUUUUUUACUUUCUUCAACAAGUCUCUUUGUUUGAAGAAUAAAUGACUUGAAGGAAGACAUUCUUGUAAACAUUAAAUGUGGCCCUCAGCUUUGGAUAUGGCGUUACUGUUGUUCUUUUUGUGAACGAGUUUCUUGAUGUAUUCUGAGACACUGUAUGUGUAACUUUUAAUGGUAUUAGUAUUAUUGCAAAAGAAGUACUUGUAUACGUACAAAAAUAUCACAAAAAAACCUAGUUUAAAUGAAUUUUUACGUAAGCAUUUUGAACAAUAUUGCAUUUAAAAUUGUGGGAAGCAAAAUUAAAUGUGUGGCAACUAACAGGGUUUUGUCCUCCUUUGUAGUUUUAUUGUUAUUAUUUUAUAUGGUUAUUUACAUUGUGUGUUUGUCACUAAUUUAUUUUUUAUUGUGUGCUGUAUAUUGAUGUUGUUAUUUGUGGUCAAUAAAAACAAAUUUGUUGUUACAUAAACAAGGCAAUACUUUACAAGGAGAACCAACUUAACUUUGACAAUUGCGUUACGAUGACCCUGAAAGGAUAGGGUUUUUCUUGCUAUUUUUACCUUUUUUACUGUACGCCAAUAAAUAACAAAUGAAACUUAAGUAGAACCAACGAAAAAUAUAAAACCACAACAAACUCAGUCCUUGGAUAUUGUACUAAAAGAAACUUAUUUAUCUUGUAGAAAUUGGAAGAAAAUGCCAAAGGUUGAAGGAAUAGCAAGUGUAAAUAUAGACAGGUACGUACAUCUUCUAACGCAGUUACUGGAAUACUUUAUCAAGGGAUAUAGAACCCACUACGACUCUUUUUGUUGUUCUUAAGAUUACAGUCCUGUUAAGUUGAUCCUUUAGUUUGGCUCCAAGCACGAAGAGGGCGUGGAGCGCGAGAAACGCACCCCCGUCGCCUUGUCUGGUUUAAAAAGAUAAACCUUGAUUAUUUUUUUAAAAAAAUGGUUGUUGGGAAGUCGCUUUGACAUUAUAGCGUUUUACAUAUACACUGAAAAUGAAUGCGUUUAAUGUGGAGACUUCUUGAUUUACCACAGUGUUGUAAAUUCGGAGAAUUCAAGAUUCACGUGUAUCAGGUAAGGAAACAGUUCUUUAUAAUUCCCUUUUAAUGUUACAAGGAGUUAAUAAAGGAACAGAAAUCGUCCAGUUUUUAAUAGAGCAAUUUUCGUAUGACCUUGAAAAAUGGUUUCGGUAAUUGUUCGUUAUUUGUUUUAUCAGCCAAUGGAUGAAAAGAUCAAAACAUAGCCUCUUCGUUUUCUCGUCAAAGAAAACCUUAAUAUGGAGAAGGCAUUGUUCGAUUACCCAAUCGUGUUGCAGUAUGACGUCAAAGCGAAGUAUCGAUUGAUUUCUAGAAAGUUCUUUGGGCAUGAAGUUUUUUUCACCCGAGCGUUCGCUUGACCAACCAAAAGCCAUGCGCGUUUGUAUCCGUUCGAUAGACCAAUCAAAUCGCUCUAUUUUCGUUCGUUUGUUGUUUCUGUUUUGUUUCCGCGUUUUCAUUUCAAGGUCAUACGAAAAUCGCUCUAAAGCUUUGGCUACGUUCACGCGGCACCGGACCUGCUGAAAAAUUUGACCUGUCACUUCGUUCACACGGCACUUUGAACGGCUAGGCGUCUGGACUUUCCUGCGGUAAGGUUAGUUCCGUGUGAACAGAACACCUAAAUGCAGGAAUUUUAAACCGGUCGAAAAUUCGUCGCCUGCCGUCUGAACAUAGCCCGAGGGUUUUCUUUUUCUCGUUAGGAAGAAAUGGAAGAAAGAAGUCUAUCCAUUGCCACAUCUUUUUGUUUCAGUGAGUUUCAUGAAACAAAUUUCCGGUAACUCUUGCUUGUCUUUUUCUCCUUGUUGUAGAUGGAAGGUUCAUGACGACUGGGUCUCUCAGUUGAAAUAUUAUGACUCUCUAAGAGCAGUCAUUUCUUGUUCCAAUCACCCAGAAACUGCGUUGGUUAUUGGUAAGUUUAGCCGAUAGUCCGGUUUGUUUUACGGCCUCCCCUCCCUAGCCAUUGCUUCUUCUCCAAUUGCUUUGGUGUAUUCUCCAGAUUUUUCUGCGUCUCCCUCGUCCACCAAAUUUCAUUUACUCCUAUAGUUUCCUCUUACAUAUUUUCGUGAGUUCUUGUUCUUAUUUUCUCCAAGACUGUUCGCCUGAGAUGCCACCACUGGUUUCCCAUCGAAAUGACGUGCGCGAACGAGCGCAAAAAUCCCGUUUGAUGACGUGUCACUACUCAGAUCUGGGUAGUGCUUUUGAUUGAUUGAAGCAAAUUUCCCUCGCGGCACAACCAAUCAGAAGCACUUUCCUGAUGUGUAUAGUGACACGUCAUCAGUAUGGAAUUUCUGCGCUCGUUCCUCAGACAUCAUUUCGCGGGAAAACCAGUGAAGGCCUCGUAAAAUGUCGGUUGUUUUCUUAGGCUACCUGCCCUAAAAAAUUAGUUGCUUCGUUUGUUGCUUCGCAAGCAGAGCACGCAUGGUGAAGGAUUCUUCCGUAAAGUAGUCUACUGUUGAACCUUCAUUAAGCGGUCACCUAUUACAUGGCCAUUAAUCAAAGUCCCGAAAUAAUCGAGGUCAAGAAUGGGAAAUUGAACCUGUGUUAAGCGACCACCCCUAUUCGGCCGCGGCCACCUUUUCACCAUCCCAAAAUAUAUUCUUCCAUUGUUAUCACCUCUAUUAAGCGGUCAUCAAGUGCUUGGUACAUUUAGUUUGGCUUCAUUUUGAGUGUAUGAUGAAGGAAAAUACAGUCCGAAAUAGAAGGCGACAACCGAUUGUGGACCAGUGAUGCUUCUCCUCUCGGUCGUCACUUGUUUCCAUCCGCCAAACUGACAUUUUCCUCUCAGUGGCUCUAACAAGACAUUUCACUUUUCUUACAUGAAAUUUCUCUGUCUCUUGAAAUUUCUGUUCAUAAAAGUCCAAGUCUCUUCAAUUUUUAAGGAAAAAAAAAAUUCAGGAAGGCACGAGGAGGAUUCGAUCUCAGAGCAUCGGCUCUGCAGUGCAUCACUUUAACCCCUACACCACCGAGGAUUAGCCUACAAUGAAUGGUUAUAGAAACAACCCUAACCCCUACUUUGUGUACGAAUCAUUAAUCUGUCAAUGUCAGUUUGGCGGAUGGAAAUAAGUGUUGACCCCUCCUCUCCGUUUAAUGGAGGUUAAACUGUGAACCUCCAUUAUUGAUUUUGUUUAGUGGAGGUUAAACUGUAAUAACAAUAUUCAUUUUGUUUUCUUUUUCAUUCAGGUCAAACUAUGGGCAGCACUCAUGUUGAGUCUCAAUUAAAGGAUUCCAGUGGUGGUGCUUCAAAGAAAGUUCAGACCUCUACCGUGCGUGACUUGCAGCCAAGACGGCGAAUGGACAGCGAUCAGACUGUAUUCAAAGUGUACAAAGGCGUCAAGGCGUUUGACUUCUGCAAAGAAAAGAAUGUUAUUGUUACAGGAGGUGAGGGUUUUAGAAAAUGCUGCUGGGAAUUGUUUUUCUGUUGUUGUUACAGUUUGCUCCAGUGCGCUAACACAAGAGUUCUUACACAUUUUCACGUCGUAGUCGUGCAGUGACGGCACAAAAAGUACAAAAAAGCGUGAUGUACAUGCAAGGUUGUUGUUUUGCUAAUCUUCUCUUAUUACUUUUUCGACGUUCUCGUUGUUGUCUCCGUUGUUGUUGCUUAGGGCCUGUUUACAUGAAGGUGGGGGACCCCAGGUAGGUGAGGUAACCCGCUUAGGUGGGGUAACCCGCCUGUCCAUAUAAUCUCUUAUUUUAAUUUGAUCACGUUUACAUCGUAGGUAGGGUGACCCGCCACAUGUUACCUCACCUAUCUGGGGUUCCCCAACUCCAAAUGAACAGGUCCUAAGACUCCCUUGUCGCGGCAGUUUUCCCCCUCAAAAAAAAAAAACGUCGGUGUGAUAUGGAUGUUUUGCGUUCUACAGUGUAUGUUGCUCGAAUGUGACGUGCAGCAUCAUGUGUAUUGCUUGUUCAGCCUUCAAACAAAUUAUUCAUUUUGCCUUUUUAAAGGAAUGGACAGACUUGUAAGAAUGUGGAAUCCUUACGUUCCAAGGUAGGCAAGAGGUCUAAUGUUGAAAAUUUUUACAUUAAAAAGGGGAUGUCAAGUUUUAAAAGUCUUAGCAAAUCUAAAGUCACAAUUGCUUUGCCGGUUUAAAGUAUUGCCGCAUCGCCAAGUCAGUCGUAACUUGUCGGCAACAUACGUAUUUCCCGCGCUUAGAAUCAGCUACAUAUCUUUGUUAGGGCGAGGUUCCAGUUAGCGAGGGUUCGAGUUAUCGGGAGUCGACUAUACGUCAAAGCAUUCUUUUUCCUUUCAGUAAACCAACUGGUCUUCUGCGGGGACACACAGCACCUAUAUUUCAUUUAUUUAUUUGCCCCGAAGAUGACAGAAUAUUCAGUGUCUCUACUGAUAAGACAGUUAAGGUGAGGUAACUUUAUUUUUAUACAAACAAAUAAAACAAACAAAACAAGAAACAACAACAGCAUUUACUACUUUGAACUCAUGGGUGGUUCAUGUCUCAGAAACAAGGUUUAUGGCUGGCCACGUGGUCCACCGUAAGUAGAGAACGUUUGCUAUUUUAGAUCAGUGAAUCAUUUUGAGGGAAAUUUACUUUCUGUUUAUUGAUCCAAGGUUUGGGACCUUCAUGAUCACACUUGUUUACUGACUGUCCGUCCAAAGGCGCAUAAGAUCAGAGGAGAUCUGUCGGGUGAGUAGUGAGAGUGUUUUCAAGUAAAAUGAAUUAAAAAAAAUACAUUAAAAUUUAAAAAGCUGUAGUUAUAAAGGAGGUCUUCACCAUCUGCUCUCUUGUGCGAUGCUCGAUUAGGUCAGGAAAUGACCUUGGCUCUAGUCAAGAAUUGAGCCCGCGCUCCUCCCCCGAAAAGACUCUCUUCUUGAGGAAGAACAAGAUCGGACCUUACAGACAGGCGGAAAUCCAGCCCAACCGGUGCUGGAUGCAUCUUUCUGCUUUAUGGUGCAAUCAUUUCUCUUAUGAUUGGUGGUCAGGCAUGUUACACUGUUAAGAAGUGUUAAUAUUUCUCAAAGCUGAACUUUAUCUUUUUGAAAUCUUCAUCUUGCGAGUUACUUACAGAUAAGCGAGUGCGUUCCAGCAGACCCUGCUGGUCAAAUCUGCAGGAUACCCCAUAACCAUAGCGAUAGCAAGCUUGGCAUCGGCUACAUCUAUAGUACACGAGAGAUCCUUCACAAUUUUUCCACGUAUGAGGCGCGUGAGAAGUUAAGGGUUCGAGGGACGCACUGCAUGUCCUUCGCCGUUGCGUACAUGGUUUGGACAGGAAAAUGGGAGGGGGAUUGGAGAGAGAGGAGGAUUCCAGUCGCUUUCCCCUUUCGCUCUUUUCCUCCCCCUCCCCUCCGCUCUUGCGCCUUCCACAGAGGCUACUACUCUUGUGUCUCCCAUUGCUUUAUCUCAAUUUUUUUCUUCAUUCCUUCGUUAGCAAUUCACUACAAUCCUUCCAGUAAAGGCCUAGCUGUAGCUACGUCCGAACAAAUCGCUCUUCUACCACUGAAAAAUAAGUAAGUCUAUUAAAAAGUGAUUAUGUACUCUUUCAUUAUAUGUAGUUAACUCAUGUCGUUAUGACGUGGACUAAGGAUCGUUAUGUUAUUAAUUUUCUAUUGUCAAGAUAUAUUUAAGGGCUUUUUGAAAAAUGUUAAACUGAUUAAAUACUUUUAUUUUGAAAAAGGCUCAUUUCAUUGGUUGACGCUAGAUUAAGAAUAAAGGGAAAUAAGCGCCCUGUUUCGAAUAUGCUCUUUUUUGCUCCCUCCCUUAAGUUACCAUAAGUGAAUAAGCAUCCUGCGCGCUGCAUCGAAAAAUUACGGUAGGUUGUUUUCCAUAUCAUCUUCCACUGGUGAAAUGUUGGAGUUAACUUGCGGACACAAAUAUUGUUUUUGAAAGAAUGAACUUGCCUUAUAACAAAUGUAAGUGAUUAAUUAUAUCACCAUAUCUUUUGCAUAAAUUUAUUCAUGACCAGAUUAAUAUGACCAUGACCUUAAAAGUCCUUAAUUCCACUUUAAUAACAGUUAUAGCCACAGUACACCAAACAAACAGAUGACGAUAAAUCAGUAACUAAAUAGACUUUUAUUCAUGGAUUUGCUGCAAAGCGGCAUGAUAAAUUACGGAUUCAUUCAAAAAUACUUUACAUCUGCAUGGUUUUCCAAGUUGCGAACGUUUGUUGUGUUUUUCAGAAUGUCAUCGAAAGACAUGAUAACUACUCACAGGGAAGCUGUGAUGUGUGUAAAAUACAACAAGAGCUUUAAGCAUGUCAUUACAGCGUCUGAAAACUCGGUGAGUAUUGAGACGGAAUCCACCAGGAAAUUGAGUAAUUUUAAUUUUCAGUGGACAAAAACCUUGUACCAGAAUAAUUUAAAGAAUAUUGCAUUCUUUUUUACAUAUUUCAAGGGCUAAAGAUGUAAUUAGUCAUCUAUAAUAACACCAAAGAAAAUUUUUCAUUGGACUCCGAGAAAAUGAAUGUCAAAAUUCACAAGAAUUGUGAAAACACAGGUAAAAUUUCGAAAAAUUAAUGUGCAAGAUGUAAUUUUGUGAAAUUUGACGUUCGUUUUCUCGGACCCCCAUAAGAAAUUUUCUGUGGUGCUGAUGACUAAUUGCAUCUUUGGCCCUUGAAAAAUGUAAAAAAGAAUGUAAUAUGCUUUAAAUUAUUCUGGUACAAGGUUUUUGUCCACUGAAAAUUAAAAUUACUCAAUUUCCUGGUGGAUUCCGUCUUGAACACCUACUUAACGGUCCCGAGGGAAACAGUUAAUUUUGUUUCCCGAGAAUCUUAAUGUUUCCCGAGGUGAAGCCGAGAGUAACAUCGAGAUUCGAGGGAAACAAAAUUAACUGUUUCCCGAGGGACCAGUCUUAUGGUGAUUUGUAUAUAGCUGACGUCCUAGUUGAAACCCAGCUUCCACUUGUUCAGGGUGUGAGAACAAAGAAAAUAAAAAUAGUAAAAUUUUCUAUAAUAAUGGGUUCCGUAUUGUAGGUGAUUAAAGUAUGGGACGUGGAAACCGGAAGGUCGGUGUUUGAAUUUUCACAAGCUCAUGGAGACCACGCCGUUACCUGUAUGAGCUUUGAUUCUACAGAAAGAAGGUAUGCAGUUUUCUCGUUGAAUAGCGCUUUUUUCGUUAUUAUUCUUUGUAAUGAUAUUCGUCAUAUAUUACGUUCAAUCCUAGCACGUUUCUCUCUUUUUGACAUCAUGCAUAACUGAUAAAAAAAAAGAACAUCAGCAACAACAAUAGAAAACCUUUAGAUUCGAAGGCGAGGACAAUAUUUGACUUAAAGUUUUUUCGCGUAUUCUUAAAAAAUAGACACCCCGAGAAGCCUCACUGUACUAUUUUUACCAGAGAAGUAAGCAUGGUUAUUUUUAUUAGCCCUCUCCCGAUCGUAAAAUGAUAAAAACGUCCGGCAUUUGAUAGACUAUAUGGCUUAUUUCCGCCACAGUGACUACGUCUUUUGGCUAAAACCCGCGUAGUAGAAUGACGACGACUGGCACGUUUUCCCGCCAAAAUAGGCUGAUUUAGCAACAGAACGGUAACGUCAGUUGACAACGGCGCGCGCAAAUCAAACAACUGGCUUGACCAAUGGCAGAGAGGCAAAUUGGGCACCGGAAGUCGUGUUUAGUCCUUUCCGCGCGCUUUCCCGUCGUCAACUGACGUUCCCGUCCUGUUGCUAAAUCAGCCUAGACUCGGGUUCACGCGUGCGCUCUAAAGAGUACUGAGAAGGUCUCGUACUCGUAGUGGUACUCGUCCUAGAAUCUAAAGGACUCUAACAACAAACUUUAGGGAGCUUAAGCAACGACGUUUUUGAGCGACGCACGUCAACCGGAAGUUGCCCUUUUUCAUUUUUGGGCGAUGGUUUUGCCCAAAUUUUCAGUCAAAUCGUCUCUGUAAGAGUAAAGAAACUAAGCAAUACAAAUUACAUAGCGUCAAGGCAUAUUACAAGGGAAAAGUUCUCACUUCCGGUUGACGUCCGUUGCUCAAAAACGUCUUUGCUUAAGCUCCCUAAUAACAACAGCAACAACAGAACCAACAAAAACAUGACAAAAUCAAAACUGGGCGUACGAUAAACUCAACCUUGUUAUCGUCUUUUCUUACUUUUGUGUAUAUUUUCACUGGCAGGUUGAUCACAGGCGGCAGAGAUGGAAGGCUUAGAAUAUGGAACUACAACAAUGGUCAUUGCCUUAGAACAUUGGAAAAAGGUAAGAUUUCCACUCAUGCACGGACUGAACGUGGAUAUUUACGCGAAAAAUACUGCAUUGCGUUACUUGCUUCAGAAUCAUGCGCUCCUUUUACUGUCGCGAAAUCAGACAGUUUUGAUGACAAUCCAUUCAAACUUCUUAAAACUGAUAGCUUAUUUGAAAAAUUAGAUACACCUUUGUGUGUUUCGAAAUUUCGUUUACGUUAGUCUGCUCAGUUAAGAAUUGGUAACGUUUUUUUUGUAUGGACUACAUGUUCACUAUAUCUUCAUAAUUUUACCUUGGGUAGCAAUGAAAUUGUCUAAAAUUACCUGAAUUACUGAAACGCACAAUUUGAUUCGAUCUUUUAUUGAAUUGCAGAAAGCGACAUUGACGAAGUUGCAGAUUUAACUUAUCUAGUCUUAAAUAAAAACAGGUGAGACAUUUUCACAAUAAACCCCAUAAAAAGGUUGGUAAUCUGUUGUUGUUAUAUAUACAUGUUCGUAAUUAAGGUGGGCAGCCCUGUUCUCAUAAGGAUGCAAAAAUGCAUGAAAGCCACUUUUCAGAAUGAUUGCAAAGGGGCCACUAAAAUGUCCAGCUCGAGGACAUUAAAGCUCUUUUUACUGACAUUGGUAAGGUGAUGUUACGGGAGACAAUUCGCAACGACGAUUUUUAACGCAGUGCAGCAUUACAACAUUGCUGCGACCUUGUUUCGAAUGAUUACAACAUUGUUCCAGCAUUCCAACGUUAUGUUGCGCUAAAAAUCGUCGUUACGAAUCAUCUCGUGUAACAUCACCGUUAGAAAAAUAAUCUUUGUCUUCCUUUGUUGCAGAUAUAUCAUUUCCGUAGGAUGGGACAGAAGAAUAAAUCUAUUUUCUGUGAGUUAUAUAGAUGUGUGAUAGAUCAGCCUGUUUUUUUCCCUGAUACUUGCCUUUGGGCCAAUACUUGCGUCUAGACCCAUUUCACGAUGAAAAGGGCCUCUUAUGGUAGCCUUCAGCGCAGGCGUAUUCUUGAGGCGAUCGAAAGUGCCGAUCGCCAACUUUUAGCCUGUGUACAGACGCACCCCUCCCCUCCCCUCCCCUCCCCUCCCCUCUGAGGGCAGGGGGCGUCGGUACACAGGCUACCAUCUGUAAUUCUGAAAACAGAGGAAGAUUAGAGUAUAGUAGAGGUAGCGACCAAUAGAGUGGGUGUCAGGGUGAAAAACGUGACCGAAGGAAGGAGGAGGUUCUCUCCUCUCUGCCCGCCUCUUCCCCGCCCCCUUUUUUUAUCUCACCUUCAUGCAAGUCUUUGAGUUUUCUGAAGUUCAAUGUAGUGAUUACACGAGAAAAUAAAGUACCCGAGCGCCACGAAGACACCUGGCCCGCAUUGCAGGCUACUCUUAUACUUUGGUCGCUAUUGAAAACCAGGCUUGACCUGUUAGGACGCAGGGUUUGGUAUACCAGUAGUCUCCCACAAUAUUUCGAUCACAUGCUUGAUUUUUCCAUUCUAAACAUCAUAUCAAUACAAUUUUACGUGAACAUAUAUCACAUGACAAUCUUUACGCAUGCCGUGAAUAAAAAUACCGUCUGGCUAGUAGCAAGGGCCCUGCUGUUCGUAGUAGUUUAACUGCUUCUCGUGGAAUGUCCCAGCCGAAAUCUGCAUCUUUCUUGAUAGAAGACGUGCGUAAAAGUGUUCUCCUGGUUCUUAGCAUUCCUUAUAAAAUUCAAAAGUGCAAAUCUCUUUACUUCACUCAGACAGUGUACUUCCCAAAUCGCAAUGUCUUUUUCGUAACCUGCGCUUUUUUGUUGAUAUUUGUUGUUUUAACAGGAUGACAAUGAAGAUUUCCAUCAUGUACAGCACCCGUAUGCUUACUGGAAAGACGAUCUGGUGAGAAGAUCUAAACACAUGGGUUGUCUGUUGUUUAUCUUUCCACUCUCUGCUCCCUUUUUCUUACAGCUUGUCUUCCAAUUUUGUUGAGUCAAGCUCCAAGAAAACUGCCUCGCGUAAUAACGCGAAAAAAUAAAACAAUAAAUAAACGGGUCAACUAGGCCAGUGCGAGACAAUCAGAGCUUGCACGAGUGCUGUUGGCUCGGGCAAAGGAGCCCUUUUUUUUCUCGUAUAAGCGCUUACUAAAGUUAACCCAUGUUGGAGGGUGACCCUCUAUCCCGGGAGAAAUUGUCUCCAUAUAAACGGGACCUUAAUGCGGUCGCAAGGCGAGCCAAGAAGGGGCACAAUGACAAAAACAACGAAAAAUGCAAAACGAAACGAAAAACAUGACUACGAAGGUCUACGAUUACUGCAACGUAAAACGAACGUUGCUAGAGAGGAAUCUUUCAGAAGAUUUUAGAUAAGGUGUCGUGUAACGUUGUCUUGCAACUUAACAACAACAUGCCUGGAUUUCAUAUACUAGACUUGUGCCUGCUCAAGCUUGAUCUUGGUUACCCUAACUUUGUUAUAGGUGAACGGCCACAAAGAAGAUAUUUUGUCAAUAACUGUGAGUCCGCCAAACCUUCUUGCAACUUCAAGUUACGAUGGCGAGGUGAGUUUGAACGCUGGUACUGAACCGCGAUCUUAUAUAGAUGAUAAGGGAGAGUGCGCGCGGAGCGGUACCUUGACUACGACUUUGUUACUAAGGCCUAUGCCAAACGUCGAACUCUUCUUGAGACGAACCAAACUCUAAUUUGGGUCCAUCUAAAUUAAGUUAACAUCUUCUUUCGAGUCAGAGGCUAGAUAUGCAUUAUCAUACAAAUUUUUCAUUUAUAGGUUAGUUCGUCGCAUGUGAAGAUCCACGUUUGUCCCGCAGACGAUCUUCAGGCGUUCUAUCCGUCUGAAGCAGACGGAUAGAAUGUGCUGGGCGAUCCAAACUCAUUCAGAUGAACUUAACUGAGCCACAUGUCGAACUUUUUAUAGAUGACUUAACUUACUAAGUUUGGUUCGUCUCAUGAAAAGGUCGACGUUUGGCCCGCUGGGCCUAAGUAAGAAAAAAUAGCAAACGACCGGAAUUGGCGUCAUGAACUUGGUUUAAGUUUAGUUCACGCGUUUAGAAGUGCAUUUUGUGGUUCAGAAGUCCCAGGUAGAGUUCAGGAGCAGGACGCUGGCAUGGUAAAUAAUGGUUAUGGCUGUAAUCUUUGCUUUCAUUGACUGUUUUCGUGAUGUUAUGAAUUCGAAUUUGAUGCUUUGUAGAUUAAAAAUUUGGAAUCAGAUAUCUGGACACAUUUUCUGCCACAUCGUGUUGUUAAAUAAUGGUUUAUGGCUGUAAUCUUUGCUUUCGUUAACUGUUUUCGUGAUGUUAUGAAUUCGAAUUUGAUGCUUUGUAGAUUAUUAUUUGGAAUCAGAUCUCUGGACACAUUUUCUGUCACAUCGUGUCACCGUUUGCGUCCAAAGGGAAUGGCGAAAACUUCUCCUCUCGAGAUUGUAAGUAACUGACUAUCAACGUACCAUGGCAUUGAAAAUUGUUUUUUAUACGUUACCGCUUUGGUCCUUUUUACUUCCGGGACUUCCAAACACCCAUUUCUAGAUUUGGAAAGUUGCAGUUUGCGAAGUAAAACUUGUGUGUACUCCCACACAUCUAUUUCUAGAUCUAGAAAGUUGCAGCUUACGAAAUAAAAUUCGUGUGGACUCCCGAACACCCAUUUCUAGAUCUAGAAAGUUAACGCUUGAAAAAUAAAACUCAUGUGGACUCCCAAACACCUAUUUCUUGAUCUAAAGAGUUGAAGCUUGCGAAAUAAGACUUGUGAGCAGAUUUGGUGUUAUACUGCAGAAUAAACCAGAUAAUGGGGAGUCUACGCAAAGGCGUUUUCAGUUUGAGAGACGCUCGUCAACCGGACGUGUGCUCAAGAACGGCUUUUCUUAAACUCCCUAAUAAGCAAAAAAAUUAUUCACACGAUCUCGUAUUUUCCUCCUUAUUGUAGUGGACGGUGGAAAUGCUAUAAAUAAGAUCCUCUUCUUGAAAGUUAGAGCGAUGAAAAAGGAUGCUGCCACCCUGGUGGCCAGUGGACCACAAGGUAAUGUCCCGGGAGGGUGCACGUGUGAAUUCUUGGUGGGGGUGUGCCGCCUGGCUCUCCAAAUCCUGACCCUAUUUCACACCAAAAAUGUCAUUUUCCACAUCCGUUUUCAGACCAGGGCUAAGUUGCGUAAAACCUUUUUAAGAUAAGGGGGUUCUUAACUUUUGUUCUGGAACAAUAACACCGUAAUUUUUAGGGAGUUAUUAUAACUCCAAAAAUGGAGUAAAAAUUUUAGGUACAGGAUAACCCCUUUUUUGGGGUUAUUUUAACUCCUAAUUCAACUCCGAAUUUGGGGUCAUUUUUACUCCUGAAAAAGAGUUCUUUUUACUCUCAGUCUGGAGUUAAAAUGACUCCGAAAUGGGGUUACUUGUACUCCUUACAUGGGUUGUUUUUACUCUUUUUGGAGUUAAUUUAACUCUGAAAGUGGAGGAAAAAUUUUAGGUACAGGAUAACUCCUUUUUUGGGGUUAUUUUAACUCCUCGAUAUCUGGGGUCACUUUUACUCCUGAAAAAGAGUUCUUUAAACUCCUUUUUGGAGUUAAAGAAACUCCACGAAAAAUAACUCCACUGUAAGGAGUUAAAUUAGCCCCACUAGAGGAGUUAUUAUAACUCCCUGAAAAUUACAGUGAACGUAUUGUUUUGAAACAACAGUAAUUAUAGUUACGAGUUCUCUUCAUCUUAAGAUGUUCUUUGCAACCCGACCCUGACCUCUAAAAUCCAUACGCGUUUUCAGACCUAACCUUUAGGUAGAAAUUAUGUCAUAAUUACUUAGAUUAGAGCGCAAACAAAUAAUUUCUUCAGAUGCAUUUCAAUUUCGCAUAUUUCUAUUUCUUCCUUAUUCAUUUGGAAUUGAAACGAUAAAUACGUUCAUACGCUCCCGUAGUUCUCUCGAAAUCCAUACCCGAUUCCAGACCAAAAUGGGCAAAGUGUAUACCCGUUUUCAGACCAAACGGAACCAAAAACCAUACCCGUUGGGGCGAUACAUACCUGUAUGGUUUAUAUAAGGGAGUACCCCCCCCCCCCGGAGUAAUGUAGACAAGAAGUCACAUUGUCUCCUCUUCUAAAUUUAUCAAAACAAAUUGCUUUAAACCCUUUCGAAUAGAAUAUAAUUUGAUUUUUGUAGUAAACAGAUAAGACUUUUCCUUCGUCGGCGAAUCUCGAUAACUCAUUCGCUUUUACCUAACCGUAAUAACCCUUUUGGAAAUUUAUCCUCUACCCGUGAAAUGAGACAUGUAUAUGGGUUGCACCCUCCGACUUCGACCAUCAAAGUGGUGAGUGGGGCUUAUUACAAAGAAAGUGAGGGUCAUUUUACGUUUCUUCAUGGGAAACUGCCCACCUACCCCUCCCCUAAACCGACAUUUUGCCCUAAGUAAGAACUAAGUGUUAAUGUUGGUUUUGGGAAGGGGUAGGUAGGCAGUUUCGCAGAAACGUAAAAUGAUCCGAAAGUGAGGGGGUAGUACUGUAAACAGAGAGGUCUUAAUAAGCUUUUAUUGCCAAUGUGUUGCAGGGCUGGUUCAUUUCUGGAACAUUUACACUGGUGGGACACUUUAUGCCGCGUUUUCGCCGGUAUGUGAUUUGUUUUUUUCUUUGAAUUUAUAUUUCAAGACUGAGACAAUCACGGGAAAGCCAGGUAUAAACGAGCUUAUAUUACCAGUAAUGCUGAAACAAAGAAAAAAAAAAGAACUUUGAUAUCUUAUUAGUGAAUCAUGUUUCCAUUUCAGUCCAAGAAUGGUAUAACGGCAAUGGCAUCCCUUGCGAGAGAUACGCGGCUGAUUACUGCUGACUCAGCAGGUUUGUUCUAUUCUCAUCGCUAUGGUUUUAUUGGUUUGUUUCGUGUUAUCUUAUUGUUUGAAACAACUGCAAACUUAAAUGUUGAGAACGGCUGGCCUACCUCUUACUUUUUGUAACAUUCCCAGGUUUCAUUUCCAUUUGGGAUGUGGAAGAUUAUUGCUUGAAGGGCAAAACAUGUCAGCCGCCAGAACGUGAGUAUUUAAUGCUACUGCAUGUAGUACUAUUAAAACUUAAGUUCAUGCUUAGUAAUACUUUAAUAAUUUAAUAAUUUAUUCACUUAAUAUAGCGCCUUUUAACAUUAAAAUGAUCAAAAGCGCUUAGACUUACUCAUGAGCAUGACCAUCUAUCAAAACGCAAUGAAGAAAACAAGUUAAGUGUAGUACAGGCUAAAUACAUAUUUAUUUGUUAGUUUGUCCACGCAAGUUUGCUUUCUUUUUUUUCACUUCAGGCUUGUUCUUUUGGCGUGCUCAUGUUCAGAGCAUUACAAGGUAAGAUCAAUUUUGUGCUGAACAGACCCUUCAGGGUUUUUAUCAACUUUUGACAAGGACAAAUUAGCGAAAAUCCGUCAACUCCACUGGAAAGAGCGCCUUUAAAUUAGUACAAUUGCCAAGUGUGAAUGUGAUUUGUUGAAAACUAACGAAGAUUCAGCUCCUCAAGUCACAGCAUUUUACAGACGUUUGUAUUGGGGGGGGGGGCACAAACUUGCCCCCACCAUACAGACGUCUGUAAAAUUUCAAUCAAUCAAUCAAUCAAUCAACUUUAUUUAAACACGGUAAAUGGCUCAGCAAGCUGGUUUUCAGACAUGCCGUGUGAUAAUUACAAUUUAUGAAAAUUAAGACAAGUGAUUAACUAACAAUAGAAUAUAACAGCAAGAAAUGAGUAUUAAAGAAAUAAGAUAAAACUAACAUAAUAAAAAGUUAUAUCCUAAGAUAUGGCGAGUUUAAAGCUAGUAAGAUCCCCCAUCUCACGUGUUUCAUUUUACAGUUGGUUCCAAGCCAUUGCACCCUGAUAAGAAAAUGAACGCUUGAGAAAAUUUGUUUUAGGUAGUGGUAGUUGGAGAUCAUUUCGCAGCUUUGCGGAGCUAUAUCGUCGCUCGCUUAAGACGUUUCACUUUCAAGUUUGGCAGUUUUACUGAUUUUAAGGCGCUCUUUCCAGUGAUACCGACGGGUUUUCCCUAACUGGUCCAUGUCUAAAGUUGAAAAAACCGUGGAAGGAUCCAUAACAGUGGGGACAAAUUACUAGAUAAAUCGUGAUCUUUCGAAAAUAAAGUACAUGCAAGCAUACCAUCAUCUUGCUUCCUUCGGCAUUGAGCUUUUUCUGUGUUGUGAGUUAAUUUAUAUUCAGUGGUGAAUGUCUCUUUUUCCUUAACAUAGAACUGUUGUAUUACAGCCAUUACAGAAAACUCAUUUGCAUUUUUCUAGGCUGCAAUGCUGUCUAUUUUUUAUUAAUCAAGCGCUUCGUGAGUCUGCCACUCCCGUUUUCACCCUUGCGGGAGGAGUUUCGUUUGACCGCUCGCUCUUGCUUGUCACUUUUUAGGAUCGAACCGGUAGAGAUAUGGAAUUGUGAAAUCCUCCUGACCGCUUCGUUGGACUGUACUGUGAGACUGUGGACUAUGGAGGGUCACUUUGUUGGUGAGUUAUUCUCAUGAACUAGAUUUCUGUCCGUUAACUCUAUAAAUUUUCGGCGUUUUCGAGCUGUCGGCUCGGCUUUUAUUUUAUGGUCUGGGCGACAUGCUGAAGUCUGCCCCAUUCUCCCACGGUUUUGCCACGACUCUUCUCAUGACCCUCUCGUCUUUGACGGGCCCUGGGGGGCACUGAAUCCCAGCACUAGAAGAGCGGUGAAGUGGUAACAGCACUUGCCUCACACCUCCGAUUUCGUUUUAGUCCAGAGAUAAUUUUUUGGUGGAUGUUUUGUAAGUUUUCUUUUUUGCUUCAAGCCUCUCUUUCCCGUCAGGUACUCCAAUUUCCCCUUCUGCUUGAAAGCGAAUACUUCCAAAUGAUAAUUUGAUCCGAAACACGCGAACACUUGUCAAAAAACAAAAACGUCUCGCUCCGACUUCGCUGUGACCACUGAAAAAAAAGAACCGUGUUAAAGGGGCUGUGUCACGGUAGUCCAGUUCAUUUUGUUUAAUUCUGCCAAUUACUCGCUCUCAAUCGCUAUGGAACAUAAAGUAAGCAAAGAAAUUACAUGUAAAUGACAAAAUCAGAGAUCUGAGACAAACAAAUAUGUCUCCUGAGCAGUGUUUUUAAAGUUGCAAGCAGCAGGGAUCAACUUUGAAAAACUGUUAGGCUGAACAGUUGUCAAAAACCCUAAUUUCAAUCCGUUUCAAUCUUCUUCAGUUUUGCCCAUCCGUGGAAUCUGUUGUUUCUGUCAUGUUAUUUAAAACUUCUUAUAAAGUUUUGAGCGGUUAUUUUUAUGUUUCUCGUAAUUCAACGGGCAUUUUGUAAUUUCCUAAUUUGGCUGAACUUCGUGACACAGCUCCUUUAACGCCUAGGUGAUUUCUCUCUCUUCUGUAGGAACUCUUGGUCAGCCCAAGAUAUGGGACAUAUCCAACCCAGUGUCAUAUCAACAUCCUAUGGCUCCUUAUGACGUAUUAGUUGAUCCUCAGACUCUACCCAAGUUACCGAAGGACCAAUCUGAUGUAAAGAACAAAGACGAUGACGCUAAAGAUCCAGAAAAGGAUAUUGAGGUUUGGAGAGUACCUUUUUGGGGUUGACACAGGCCAUUUGCUCGAUGACUCUGUGAGCUUUAUUCUUUUGCAGCAAAAGAUUUGGGAGCUUAAGCAACGACGAUGACCACGGCAGUGAAAACGUCGCUAACACAAUUAACCUGCGAGCAAGCUCUCCUAUUUGGGCGAGUGAAACGAGUCUCGCGAGAACGCGCGAACCAGCGGCGAAGCCGCGAGGGCGGAGGAAAGGCCCCUCGCUCGCGGGUUCUCGCGAGGCUCGCUUCGCUGGCCCAAAUAGGACAGCUUGCUCGCAGGCUAUAACACAGUGCAUUUUCGUCCCUUCAAACUUUAUCGCGUCUGUUUGGACUCGCUCAAUUUGUCAAAUGCAGGCGCCGUUUCCUGGAGUUGUACUCUUAAGGACUUUAUCCAGUUUCAAAACGAAAAAGGAAAAUCCGUCUCAAAUUUGUCUUCGUAUGUUCACGCCCUCGCAUUAGGACGGUUCACGUCGUAGUCUUGCAGUGGACGCCAAAGAAAUGUUCUAAAAAGCUUGAUGCAUGACGUGCAGAGUGCAGACCUGUUCUCAUAAAAACAAUUGUUUUUUGACUUCGUCGUAGCCUGUUCCAGGCGUUCAGAUAAUAGAGUGCGUGCGAAAAAUUAACGAGGAAAUAAACCUAGGGGAGACUAGGGAGGGAAAAUGGGAGGACUCCCUCGCUCUCGCCCCAGUCUUCCCUCCUUUUUUUCCCCGUCGUUUUUCCCGCUUACGAUGUAACUCACUCUACCAUCUGAAUAUCGCGGUCUACUAUUUGUACUCCUGGAACAGGCUAUCAUCAUCGUCGUGGUUGUUUAAGCUCCCUGUUGUCCCCGAGCGAGCAGCUGUGUCGAUGAGUCUUUUCCAGUCGUUAUUUUGUUUGUCUGUUUAUUUAUUUAUUUAUUUAUCACUCCUUGCAGGUGGACUCACAACAUGUGCCAUAUUUCUCAAGCUUUUCAGGAAAAGAAUCUCUUGUGUGAGUGUACUGAUGAUUUGUUCACUGUACUCUAUUUUCGAUAAAAUUUUUCUUGUAAGAUAAAACCACACGGUUUGCUUGGGUGGUGAACCUCAAUGCAUCAGCAUGCUGAUAUGGCCGGAGACUUAACUAAAUGCGUUUUGGUUUUGUGUCUUCGACGAUUGCAUAUUUAGUGUAAAAGUAUUUGAAUUUCAGGAUUGAUGAACACGACAUAGCUGCGGAGUUAAAGAAGAAACCCUGGAGAGAAAGCUGUGGAAAAAGGUGAGACCGCCCAGCCAGCCAAGCUUUCCAUUUUCUCUCCUCUCUCCUGGGGUCUCAGUUUUAAGAAGCCAUUCUGUCAAGAAAAAGUUACUUACGAGAUCAACCUCGUUCCCAGGAUUCUCUCCUACCCGUCCCCGCGUCCCCCUCUCUCGCUCCCCAGGACGGGUAGGAGAGGACCCUGAAAACGAGGUUGCUUACAAGAUGUUUUACGAAGCCUUGGAGGGGGCCUGUAUUGUAAAGAAAUACACCCAAGACGUCACCUCUUAUGGUUCUGAAGGAUUGUAGGAAGGCAUAAAAGAAACUAUCGUCUUUGUUUUUGGAGGCCCUUACAUCUGCGUACACAGUAUUAUUGUUCUUGAAAAUUUCCCUAACUGAGGCUAUGAUCACACUGUACCAGACAGCUUUUGCGCCUGCGCGACACUAUGCCGGAUAGGGCUUCUGUUGCCAAACAUAAGAACGGUGAUUUCGGCGCGAUUUCUAGAGGGACUGUAAGAUCCAACGACGCGAGGGCAACAAGAACGUCAACAAAAAGUAGGUUUAGUAGGCAAAACAAUAGCUUUGCACGUGCUUCACGCUUUUUUGUACAUUGCACGACUACGACUUGAAAAUACCUAAUUUAGCGCGUUUUAUGGAGAACGUAAACAAGCAACAACGAAAUUUUAUUUCUCUUUCUGAAUUUGGAUAUGGUUCCUAAGAAUUCAGCUGCAGGAGGGUUCGCUUCCAUCUGACAAAAAAGUGGGUGGGAAUAAUCGCGAUAAAGACUGAGAGAACGCAAAUUCACAUAUCAAGCGACAUUCUCGUUGCCGUCGCCUCGUUGGAUCUUAAAGACAUAAGUCCCUUAUAACGGGGCGAAGCUGCGCCGCGCCGAUCACGAAAGUUUAGAGUUCACAUAUUGGAUAGGUGUUCACACUAAGCCGGAUACGUUUUCGUGGCAGCACGAAAAGCGGUGCGGUAUAGUCUGAUCAUAGCCUAAAUGUCGUGGUGUCCCUUGAGAGUUCUUGGUAAUAUCUUGCUGUUUUUGUAAAUGUUGAUGCCACAAUAAAUUUAUUCUAUUAAUUUUUUUCUUACAGAUUGCGUCAUGAAAGACUGAAGAAAACUCCCAAAGAUGUCGGCGGACCAAACGCUUAUCAAACACUAACGUGCUUCGAGCUGGAAGACACACCUCCUCUCCCCAAUCCUCCUUCCUCCUCGUCUAUUGAUGAUCCGUUCGAUAUCAGAAUAUAGGCAGUUAAUUUUUCAAAGUGUGAGAGCGGCGGUACCAAAUAGCCUCCUUCUCCUAAUAUAUUGUAUAGUCACUGCCAAAGCACCAAUUAAUUACGUCUUUGAAAUUGCUUUGGAAAAUUUGUAAGAUAUUUAAAAUGGCUGUGUCACGCUUCUGCUUGCAUAUGCUAUCUUGUUUAAAAAGCUUAAACCAUUUUCCCAUAAAUUGAAUUCGAAAAAUAAUGGUCCAUUUUUGUCAUUUAAGACUAUUUUUAGGCAUUGAAGUCAUGACUUUAGUACAGAAUUGAGCUAAAAACAGCCAUAUCCUCGUGACUUAGCCCCCUUUAAAACUGCAGUAGAAUCUCGAUUUUUCCAUUCCGUGGUUCUUGUAUCUGCCGAUUUUGAAAUCAAGCCAGACCUGACUUGCCUUUGCCAAUCAAACACCCAGUAACUGUUUUUCCUGUCUUGGUAGAACUAAUGUUCUUUUUCCCAGGAGUAAACACUGAAGGCUGCCGCAAGAAGCUGUUAUGUGAAAUUUAAAUAUCUUGUCUCGUGCUUAGAAGUGUUUUUCUUUUUAAUAUUCUUAUGAUUAUUCAAUUGUUCAGCCUCGUUCCAAAGAACUGUGAUCCUUCUUGCAAGAUUCUCAGUAUUAAUCCUCUUCUGUUUUGCUACUACCUCUGACCAUCCUUCCAUCAUCUUUAAAAUUUAACUUUUAAAAGAAAAUAUUAUUAUUAUUAUUAUUAUUAUUUAUUAUUAUCUAUCAUUAUCACGGCAUUAUUAUUAUUAUAGCUCAGCUUAAAAUGCAUUACCAGGGUUUCAACUUUGUAUUUUGUAUUUGUCUCAGAAAUUUCACCUGUCAAGGUGCUUCACCUCAACUGUGCUUAGGUUUGUCGACGAGGAAAACGUCAAAAUAUUUCUAGAUUUAUGACACAAUUUUCAAACUUCGCGUGUAUUUUUCGUGAAGUGAAACUAAUGUUGAAAGGGCUUCUUUGCUCUAGUUAAUGAAAGGGUGAAAAUAAUUAAAUUUAGUUCACUUAAUUUAUUAUUACUUUAAAACUGAUUGGACUCGCGUACAAAUUAUUUUACACAAAAUGGUACGAAUUUCUUGAGUUCUUUUAAAAUAUAUAUUUUAAUUGGGUGAGUCUGACGUAUUUUUAGCAAAGGACGUAGAUUAUUUUAUGCGUUUUGAUGUUAAACGUAGCGGGGCAUGUUGUACAAUACAUGUAAAUAAAUAAGAGUGUGAAGAUAUAACGGACUCUGUUCGGUUUAAAUAUUGUCAAAAGCACAAUUUAAGUGUGAAUAAAUGUUUUUGCAGG